Anneissia japonica is the source of this 2174-nucleotide messenger RNA. RefSeq lists its product as uncharacterized. The coding region runs from base 53 to 1357 and encodes 434 amino acids. The record is from RefSeq and is a predicted model, not a curated record. Lineage: Eukaryota; Metazoa; Echinodermata; Crinoidea; Comatulida; Comatulidae. The transcript has a single exon. Gene Ontology annotation, molecular function: protein binding.
GUGUGACCUUACAUUAAAAAAUUGCAAUUUAUCAGGUGUAAUUGUGAAUGAUAUGAUGAGAGAGUGUUGUAGUGCAGGAGUCAAGUUAGAAUUAAAGAAACUUGAUAUUAGGGGUAAUAAUCUCAGUGACAUUGAUGGUUCAUUAUUAGCAUCUUUAUUUGUUAUUGCUCCUACACUGAGUACUCUUAACAUGAGUGGUUGCAGUUUAUCCGGUGUAAUUGUGAAUGAUAUGAUGAGAGAGUGUUGUAGAGCAGGAGUCAAAUUAAAAUUAAUGCAGCUUGAUAUCAGUGGUAAUAAUCUCAGCAACAUUGAUGGUUCAUUGUUAGCAUCUUUAUUGGUUAUUUCUCCUACUCUGAGUACUCUUGACAUGAGUGGUUGCAGUUUAUCAGGUGUAAUUGUGAAUGAUAUGAUGAGAGAGUGUUGUAGAGCAGGAGUCAAGUUAGAAUUAGUGAAGCUUGAUAUCAGUGGUAAUAAUGUCAGCAACAUUGAUGGUUCAUUAUUAGCAUCUUUAUUGGUUAUUGCUCCUACACUGAGUACUCUUAACAUGAGUGGUUGCAGUUUAUCAGGUGUAAUUGUGAAUGAUAUGAUGAGAGAGUGCUGUAGUAAAGGAGUCAAGACAGAAUUAGCGGUGCUUCAUAUCAGUGAUAAUAAUCUCAGUGACAUUGACGGUUCAUUGUUAGCAUCUUUAUUGGUUAUUGCUCCUACACUGAGUACUCUUGACAUGAGUGGUUGCAGUUUAUCAGGUGUAAUUGUGAAUGAUAUGAUGAGAGAGUGCUGUAGUAAAGGAGUCAAGACAGAAUUAGCGGUGCUUCAUAUCAGUGAUAAUAAUCUCUGUGACAUUGACGGUUCAUUGUUAGCAUCUUUAUUGGUUAUUGCUCCUACACUGAGUACUCUUGACAUGAGUGGUUGCAGUUUAUCAGGUGUAAUUGUGAAUGAUAUGAUGAGAGAGUGUUGUAGUGCAGGAGUCAAGUUAAAAUUAAUGGAGCUCGAUAUCAGUGGUAAUAAUCUCAGCAACAUUGAUGGUUCAUUGUUAGCAUCUUUAUUGGUUAUUGCUCCUACACUGAGUACUCUUAACAUGAGUGGUUGCAGUUUAUCAGGUGUAAUUGUGAAUGAUAUGAUGAGAGAGUGUUGUAGUGCAGGAGUCAAGUUAGAAUUAAUGAAGCUUGUUAUCAGUGGUAAUAAUCUCAGCAACAUUGAUGGUUCAUUAUUAGCAUCUUUAUUGGUUAUUGCUCCUACACUGAGUACUCUUAACAUGAGUGGUUGCAGUUUAUCUGGUGUAAUUGUGAAUGAUAUGAUGAGUGAAUGCUGUAGUCGAGGAGUCAAGUUAAAAUUUAACCAGCCUAAUGACACCAUAUAGACAAAUAGAUAAAUAAAUUUCUCAAAUAGGAACAUGUUGUAAUAAUCAUAUCAAGUAUAUAUCAACGAAAAGAUCCCUUAUAUCAGUUGUAUGAAAAAAUGAGUCUCUGCUGGUAUUUAAACCUGCAACCUCUCGCUAUCAAGGAGAGUAUCAUAACCAUUAGGCCAUGUAAAGUUUAAAAAUUGGUUAGCAUCCUUAGGUUAUCAAUUUUCAUGGUAGGGAGAGAGGUUUUUUUUCUCUCGUCAAACAUGAAAAAAGAGUGUCGCAUGGAAAAAUAGCAAAACAAAGGAGAAAACAAUAGAGACUAAAAUUGCAUACAGGAAUUUUUUUAAUUUAUCUAUAGCAAGCAGAAACAUAAGAGAGUCAUAAUGCAGUUAUUUCUAUAUAAUCACGCACAAUUGAUCAAUAUAAUCAGAAAUGAGUGAUCUGGCUAGUGUGCUGACUGGUGGUAAACAAACCUAUAUUAAAUGGAGUUUGUGAGUGUUCUGUAAAGAAAACAAAAAGAAAAAAAAUCGGGUUGGUGGCCUCUCUGAUGUUAGGGAGGGGAUGCUAACCAAUUAUUUUUUUAUAUGGCCUUAGACCACGAAUACCUACAUUAUUUUUGCAUAUCUAACCCCCAAGCAGUUUUUCUCAUAAAGCUAACAGAAAUGUUCAAAAAGCUUGUAGAUCGCAACUUCGAAAUUAAAGUAAUGAACAGAGCGAUAUUUAGUAGAACUUGUGAAAAGCCCUUGCCUGCUCCUUAGUCUGAAUGCUCCCAUGCCAUAGGCAAUAGAUACCAAAUAAUUUUUUCUCGGCGAGUGUCAUGCUGUAUAAAACU